Mangifera indica (mango) is the source of this 588-nucleotide messenger RNA. Its product is annotated as cysteine-rich receptor-like protein kinase 8. Gene Ontology annotation, biological process: protein phosphorylation. The record is from RefSeq and is a predicted model, not a curated record. The coding region runs from base 1 to 588 and encodes 195 amino acids. Gene Ontology annotation, molecular function: ATP binding; protein kinase activity. The transcript has 3 exons. NCBI's taxonomy places the organism in Eukaryota, Viridiplantae, Streptophyta, Magnoliopsida, Sapindales, Anacardiaceae.
AUGAAUCCGAAAAUUUCUGAUUUUGGUAUGGCAAAAUUGUUUGAAAUGGAUCAGAGUCAAGGUGACGCAAAUCAAGUCGUGGGGACCUUUGGGUAUAUGGCUCCAGAGUAUAUAAAGCAUGGGCGAUUCUCAGUUAAAUCGGACAUUUACAGCUUUGGCAUUCUGAUUUUAGAAAUCGUAAGCGGUCAGAAGAGAAGUGGUUUUGAAAUCCAAAAUGAAUCGGACGACCUUCUAACCUAUGCAUGGAAAAGCUGGAACGAAAGGUCAGCUGUAAAUCUAAUAGAUCCUGCUAUGAGGGAUAAUCCAAAAACUGAAAUGAUGAAAUGCAUCCACAUUGCCUUGUUAUGUGUUCAGGAAAGUGUCUCUGACAGACCAAGCAUAGGUUCAGUUGUUUCUAUGCUUAACAGCGACUCUCUCAAUCUCCCAGCGCCUAAAAAACCUGGAUUCUAUAUGCAUACUACAACAGAAUCACAGACGACAUCGUCAUCUUUUGAGCAGUCUCGGUCAAAUAACUUAAAUCGACACCGAAUUGAAGGCACAACAUUAUCACAAAAUGAGGUUUCAAUUACCGAGCUAUAUCCUAGAUAG